CCGGUUAACCUCGCUAACAAGUGCUAGCUAACUAGACGUUAGCUUAGCAUGAGCCAUCUGCUUCGUUGGAAACAGUUGGGACGGCCAUGUCUGAAAUAAAAACGAGCAAAACGGCCGGUUUUCUGUUAUUAAAACUGUGCGUUAAAACUAGAAGGACUAGUAUUUAUUUAAAUAACCGGCGUUCCUGCUGUUUAAGCGAUUAAUGAUUAUAUAUAACUUCAUUUCUCUCUGUUGCUGUCACCCAACUGUCACCAACCGCGAACCCGCCUCCCGCGCAUCAGCCAAUGGAAUGGCUGAAACCUUUGACUGACGUAGCUCUUAGCCAAUAGCGACCCCCACAACAAAUAUGACGGCUCUCUCUCGUUUCUCCACACAGCGGGCGUCUCUUUCCGGCGCAGUAGGCUGGGAUGCUGAUGCUGAGGAGCCUCUGAUCUGUAGCAUCGUUAAAAUCUCAAUGUUUGUCGACAUGUUGUAUUGUGUGAGGCUGCAGCACUGUGUUGACCUGUGUCUGGGCGGCCUGCUCUUGUUUCUAGCGGGGCUGCAGCAGGUGGAAGCAGCCGCCGCCACGGAGAUGAUGCCCAACCUGAACUGGAAGCCGUUCAUCUACGGAGGGAUGGCCUCGAUUGUCGCAGAAUUCGGUACGUUUCCCAUCGACCUGACUAAGACCCGGCUGCAGGUCCAGGGUCAGUCCCAGUACACGGAGGUGCGCUACAGAGGCAUGUUUCAUGCCCUGUUCAGGAUCGGCAAGGAGGAGGGCAUCCGGGCGCUGUACUCUGGGAUUUCCCCCGCUCUGCUGAGGCAAGCUUCUUACGGAACAAUCAAGAUUGGAACGUACAACUCUCUGAAAAGGCUGUUUGUCAGCCACCCAGAAGAUGAGACGAUGGUCAUCAACGUCUUCUGUGGAGUGGUGUCUGGAGUCCUGUCCUCCUCUCUGGCCAACCCCACCGACGUUCUCAAGAUCAGGAUGCAGGCUCAGGGCAGCCUCCUCCAGGGCAGCAUGAUGUCCAACUUUAUCAACAUCUACCAGACAGAAGGCACCAGAGGGCUGUGGAGGGGCGUCAUUCCCACCGCUCAGCGAGCCGCCAUCGUCGUUGGGGUGGAGCUUCCCGUCUAUGACAUCACAAAGAAGCACCUCCUCCGCUCAGGCCUCAUGGGAGACACCAUUCUGGCACAUUUCAUUUCUAGUUUUACCUGCGGUUUGGCCGGAGCGCUGGCCUCCAACCCCGUAGACGUGGUCCGGACCCGGAUGAUGAACCAGCGGGUUUUGUCUGGCAGCCCCAUGUACAAAGGAACGCUGGACGGAGUGAUGCAGACGUGGAAGAACGAGGGCUUCUUUGCUCUCUAUAAGGGCUUCUGGCCCAACUGGCUGCGACUGGGACCGUGGAACAUCAUCUUCUUCAUCACCUUCGAGCAGCUGAAGAAGCUUCCGUUUUAGCGGCAGCAGGACGUCUGCUGGUCUCAGAUCAGUGGGGUGUGAACACGGCAGCACCAGUAUGAUCACACUCCCUUUACAUCAGCAGUACCAGUCACCUGCCCCGUUCAAAUCUGACUUCUUUAGGUUUUUAAGCGUUCUAUUUAUUGCCACUGUUUGUUUUUUUAAUGCAGUUUGGAGGACGGUUGAUUUUUGUCGCUCUCCGUCACUUUGGUCACUCCGCAGGCAGCUAAAUGUGUGUUUGUAGCAGACAUAUGAAAGCGUGGAAGACUAGAUUUAUUUCAGAUGUUGUCUUUUCUUCUUAACAUUUGCUGGGGAUAAUAAGUCUUGCAGAAUGUCAGUCCACACCUGAAUGACAGCACAGUUUGUGGUAGAAGAAGAAGAAAAGAGUGUGAAAUGUAGAAAGGAAUGAUGCAUUUAAAGGCAUAAACACUGCAUGAAGUGUGCUAGGAAACAAGCUGCUCAGGAUUUAAGUGCUGAAUGUUGAGAGACUGCAUGGAAGAGUCGCUGCAAAAUGAUAAAUCGACUGUUACAAGAAGUCACUGUACAGAGAGGAAAGCAAGAAGAAAUGAGAAACAGUGUGUCUGAAAGAGAGGCGGUCAGAAAAAGUCCCAACAUAAGAACACCUAAAAGAAGUUUAUUUUUCUCUUUAUUAUUUAUUUUUUGUUGAGCCAUAGUGGAGCAGAAGCUCUGAAAAAGUCUGAUAACAAAAGGGAGACAUGCUGUUUUUUCUUAUUUACACGAUCACUCCCACAUGAGGUGUUUUUGUUGUUAGACACGCCUCCAGUCUGACCAUUCGGACGUUGCAGGUCGUGAGAUUUUGCUGCCAUAAAGUCAAUGAAAGCGAUCCAGUAAAUAAUGUAAAUGUGUGUACAGACUCAUUCACACUCAGAGGUGGCUGUAUUUUUUCUUCGUCGUGUCCAGGUGUACAUACGACGUCUGUCUGUGCUACUUUUCCUGUUGUGUUCUCCGUCGUGCCAAAACGUGUUUCCACCGAUGAAUCUGAAGGUUUUCUGUGCAGCUCGUCUUCAGUUUCUGUCAAAAGUCCUUGUAGUUGGAAUGAUUUCAUAAAGGCAGCGUAUGAGAAUCACGUUCUUGAAGCUCCACCCAUAGAAACCAACUAAAUGCUUUAAUGAAUACCUUCUAUUUUAAAUUGUUUAGAGGUCAGUCGGUGCGUUUCAGACAGCUGCCUUCACUGUCUCAGAUUUUCUUCGUAUUUGUUAGUUGGGACCUAAAACAAAUUGAAAUCUUUUUUCAGAUCUGGACAUUUUUAUAAUUUCACCCUCAAAAACACAAAGUCUUAUGUAGAAAGCCACUUCAGUGGUUCAGUAUCUGCAGAAAUACAACUGUGAAAGCGAUGAAAUGUGGCUGGAUCGAAUGACUCCAGCAGAGUCCAGCAUUAUUGACCCAUGAAACUGUUAGAAAAGCACAAAAAUACAGCCUUUGGUCAACAGUUCAUCUCCUUUUACAGCCUCUAACACCAGCAGAAUUUCAUGUUUGGUGGUGUGACAAGGAAAGAUUCCAGGUUUUUUUCCGCUGUUUUUGACAAAAUGGUGAUUGAAUGCCUUCAGCAGAUUCCUUUUUUUUUUUUUUCUUUUUUUGUGUCCUGUCCGGCAACAGAGCAGGCAGAAUGAGGAUCUGGCUGCUGCAUUGUGCCACACAAGUUUGCUUUUCCAAGGGGAGUUCGUAAGUAUAAGACUCCCCUUGAUACUGUUCAGUAAUUUAUUUAGUUUGAAUACUUGUUGAUUAGUUAAAUAUACAUAAGUUUGCCGGACCUGACAGGGGAAAGGUAGGAAGAAAGAAACGAGAAAAGGAGAAAAAAAACAACAACAAGAGGGGAUAGUGAAGAGAAGAGGAAAAGUGCAAGAAUACAAUUAUCUUUCAAUUGAAACCGACACAACAGAUAACAAGCUAGUACACCUUAACAAAGACACACCGGAACGCAUCCUACGGGUUUUGUUAGGAAACACAGCUAGUAAUUAUUCAGAUCAUCUAUGUGAAGCAAACAAACUGAGGAAACAUGUCUUUUGAUAUUCUGGCACCAGGACAAACUUAACUCCCCACAAGACAACAUGGUUGCUAUGUCCACAUGCAGAGUACGGUGCAAUUGUGACUGUGAUCAUGCAACUAUGACCUCUGACCUCCGUGAAGGCCAGAAGCGGGCCCGAGAGCCCACAAGACCCAGGCGAGCCGGCAGCAAUCCCAGAGCAGAGAUCCGAGCCACCAAACCACGAGGACGACCACGGACCGGCCCGGAAGGGGGCAGAGGGAGAACCCGGCCAGGACCUCCAGCGCCCAGCAGGGCCGGGCCCCAGGCGACCAAGAUCGGCGUCCGCCGACCCCGCCAGGGGCCGGAGGCCCAGGGCGGACCCAGCACAGGACCCCGGGCCCCAGGCAUCCAAGAGGCAACCCCCGCCCCCCCAGGCAGAGGGUCAACAUCGCCAGGGGAACCAGCCACCCCAGACGGCCACCCGGCAACCAGGAAACGGGGAUGUGAAGAACCCCAUUACCCUCACCUCCCCUGCACAUGAGUGUUGGUGAGAUCUGUGUUGUUUGCAAUUAAAAUUGGGGGGUAGUAGCUAAGCCAUGCCGGGAUCGCGGUCAACGGGAGGUCCCGCCUACCAAAGCAACCCCGCCCACCUUACACAGCAUGCUGUGUCCCCCAGAUGCAGUGUGUGUUAUCAGUAUUUUGCUGUCUUUAGUGACUAAGUGCAAUUAAAACUUGAGAGGUGAGCCAUCAGAGGGUGUAGCGGAUGGGGCCACUUAGAUGGCCCCCACCACCACACCCAGCAAAAUGAGCACACCUCCCAUAGCCCUACAUGUGUGUGAAAGUGAGCAGAGGAAGUGAGGGGUCCGGGGAUGAGGUCUGUAGGGAAGAAAACUUCCCCCCAGAGGGCGAGCCACUAAGGGCAAUAGGCACCCCCGUUUCCCAGGCGCCCUCCAGCGCAGGACGAGCCAGGAGCAGCCGCCACCAAGACCGGGGCCCACAGCAACCGCAGCCAGAGACCCGCCGACCAAAGAGGCACACAGCCGCCACACACCAAAAGGCGGAAAGGUGAGGGAGGACAGAGGGCAACAGAAGAGCCCAACCCAGGGCCCACCAUCCCCAGGCCCACCGCGGCCGCCCCCCAAGGGCACAAGACCCCUUACACACACACACACACACACACACACACACACACACACACACACACACACACACACACACACACACACACACACACACACACACAUACACCCAAGCCACCCCCCACCCGAAAAUUUAAGAAUUCUUCUACUCUAAGAGGAAGCUGCCAGUGUAAUUGGUUGAGAGUGUAUUUUUUUCCUAUAAUCGAUUUAAGUUGGUGGUAUUCUAAAAAUUUUGUGUUAAUUCCAUGUUGUGAAGUGAGUGUGUGAAAUGACAGAAAGUUACCAUCUUCUAUGAUAUGUUCUGUUUUAUCCCUUGGUUUCUCCAGUGAGUAAAAUGUAUCAUCUUUUUAUUUUGUAGAACGUCAGGGUUAUUCCAGAUUGGAGUAAAUUUACAUGGAAUGACUGAAGACUUACUUAAUUUUAGAAAUUCCCACCAAGCCAUGAAAAACGAGCUGAUAUUAAUGCUUUUGAAACACUGAUGAGAUUUAAUAGUUGUGCUGAUAAAUGGCAAGUCAGAAACAGCUAUGUCCUCACAUAUUGCUUGCUCUACAUCUAACCAUAACUCAUCUACAUUACUAGGUUUUAGCCAUUUGGAAAUAUACUGCAGCUUACUAGCUAGGAAGUAGAGACUGAAGUUAGGUAAAUCCAGUCCACCUCUAUCUUUAGUCUGUUGUAGAGUCUUUAAACUGAUACGUGAUGGUUUGUUUUUCCAAAGAAAUUUGGAUAUAUAUGAGUCCAGUGAUUUAAACCAACAGGAGGAUGGUUUGGAUGGUAUCAUUGAGAAUACAUAGUUAACUUUAGGUAAAACCAUCAUUUUAAUAGUGGCUACUCUCCCCAUGAGUGAUAAAGGUAAGUGCUUCCACCGUAUAAGAUCGUCCUCUAUUGUUUUCAAUAACUGAACAUAAUUUAGUUUUGUAAGUUCUGAUGUCCUGGGAGAGAUAUUUAUGCCUAAAUAUCUGAGGUUUCCAGACUGUAUUGUGAUGUUAGAUAUUCUUGGUAUGUCACAAUUAAUAGGCAUGGCUGUAGUCUUGGACCAGUUGAUAGAAUAAUCAGAUAUCAAUGAAAAUGUAUUAAUAAGGGUGAUUGUCUGGGAGAUAGAUGAUUUGGAGUUAUUUAGGAAAAGUAAUACAUCAUCUGCAUAAAGACUUAUUUUAUGUUCUAUAUUGUUGGCUUGGAUUCCUCUGAUGUCUGUAGGGUUAGGGUUAGCUAACCCUUCAGCAGAUUCCUGAUUUCAGUCACUAAACCCUGAAAAUGGAAAAAAGUGCAGCGUUUUCAGACAAAGUUCCUGUUCGUGUGUUUCUAUGGAUGCAUCCAGAUCUCCUACUACUAAUAGUCUUUGGUCGACAUUUUGCCAACUUUUAAAGCCACAGGUGUAGAAGUUAAUGUAAGUAUAGCGAGGUCUGAGCCAUUUAUCACGUUGUCUUCAUAUUAAAAUUUAAUCAGCUGGAAACUGUUUUUCUGUCUUCAGCUGACUUCAUGGGAGUUUAAUUUCUCAAAAUACUGACAUUUUAAAAUGUCUGCCCAGGUUCUAUGUGAGUAAUAAAAACACAAAGACUUGCAGGUCUGAAAACAACUGAAAUUGUCUAAAUUCAAAUGAAAUAUUUAACAGAACUCAUUGUCUGUCCCCAAAUAACAAAUAGGUGAAUAAAAUCGUUUCCUGGCUUCUGUCUGAUUUGAUGCCGACUGAUCCUCAUAGACGUCCACAGAUCAAAUCUGACCAAUAAUCAGAAUGAAAGCUGCCAAUAAUGUGCACUCUUUCCUCCACUCAACCCACCAAACUUUUUAUUAACAUCAGAAGUUCUAUUUUUUUUAUUACUUUUGGUUUAUUUUAAGAGCUAAAGAUGCUUUUUUUGCUAUAUUUCUGAUUUGUUUGUUCUCCUGGUGAAUGUCUUUCCAUGCUGGAUUUCUUCAUCAGACUCUUUCCUCUACUGAGAAAACUGGUUUAAUAGAAAGGAUGCUCAGAUUUAACAGCUUCAGCAUCGAUUGUUUCUGUUUUCGGUCUUUGCUGCUGUUUAUCAUCUUGGUCUCGUUCACCUGUUCGUCUGUCAUCGUGUCCUUUGGCCAAUCACAGCCGCAGAUAUCUGACUAACUGCCUUUUCUGUAUAUUUUUCGGUUUAUUGCAGGCUGACUAAAUCCAAAUUUUGAUGUCACUAACAGUGACGUGUAUUUCCAAGGAGAUGUUGGUUUGUGGUUAGUUGUGGUUAGAUGUUUCAGCUCAGUUCAGUCCGUCAUCAACACAUUAAAAAUGCAACGACGAAAACCAAAGUUUGAAGUGUGCAGGUUUUAUUAUUUGAUUGCUUGGACUUUAGGCUCUGAGUUGUUGUUGGAGUCCUGAGGACAUCAUGUUCUGACUUUAGUGGUGUCCUGAGAACGUUGAUCAGUUCCAGCUUUACAUCCAUCUCCUGCUGCUCCUCGUACUGACCGUUCUCAUGUUGCUUUUCUAUUCAAAUCAAAUAGAAAUAACCCUAACCCAUGUGGAAGGUUGUAUUAGUUUCAGGUGUGAGGAGAAGUGAUGGUUACCUCAGAUUUCAUGCGUUUCUGAGCCAGUUAGACCUUCUGAAGACAGCCUGGUAUAAAGUACCCAGACUCUGCUAGAGUCUGCUCAUCAUUUACCUUCUAAUAAACCGAGGAACUCCCGUUAGGUUUCUAUGUGGAGUUUGGCUAGCUGAUAGAUGAGUUGUUGGAGAGUCUACGACUAAUCUUAUCAGCAGGUUUAGGGCUCAGAUUUCAGGUUUAGAUGCAGCUUCUGAUCAUUUAACACUUUUAUGGAAACAUCUGAAAACAAAGUUUAGUUUCUAAGGACGUCCACACUGAAGCAACCAUUAAACAGGUUUUCACUAACAUUUAGAGAACUGAAACUAGGGCUGAACAAUUAGAAAUGUCUCCGUUUGAUAGAACUGGUGCCUCUAAAAAGCUAAAUAUGUCAGAUUGAAUCAUUUUAGCAGCAGAACCGGUUAGGGUUAGGAUUAAAUGAAUGUUGAAUGAAUGUGGAUGGAAACCAUUUUCAGAUGAGUUUAUCCAAAAACACCGACUGAACGUUUUGCUUUUGUUUUUUUUUUGUUUUUAUGAGUUACCACAGUUUCACAGCUGUGAAUUAAUUAAGAGGUAAAAACUGUUCAUUUAGACUGAAUUGACCUAAAUUUGCUUCUGUCAAACAUUUUCAGCUGAAGUUUGUUUAAGAAGACGACAAAUGUGAGAAUUGUGAAUCAGACUAAUCGUAACAGCUCUUUUGCACAAUGUUGUGAACGUAAAAGCUGUUUUACACCUGGACAGGUAAAUGAUCAGGCGUUCUGCCGUGUACUAAUUCAUGAAAACACUCCAAAGAUCAGCUCAGUUAAAAGUCAUGUCGUCAUUUAGAUGAAGUGUCGAUGUUGUUGUUGGAACCUGGAGAGAAGCUGAUAUUUGUUCUUGAAUCAUGUUCUCCUGGAGAAAUUCACCUCUUAAUGUUCUCACAGCAGGUUUUGUUCACUUCAACCAUCCAGCUUUUAGAACGUCUGGAUGUUCUUUAAAACGUCUCUGAUCAAACAACAGUUAAAGUCUGUUUUUAUGUCGCACAAGUUUUAAUUUUGACAACGAUUUAAACCCUUCACUGGGAUUUGUUUAAUUAUCUGAACGUGUUUUUCUGUUUCUGACCUCAGGAUGAUUCUAUUUAUUUGACUGAAGCUGCUUUUUUAUUCCUGCUUUGAUUUUUUUAAACUAAAAAGAAUUUAUUGCUCAUGUGUUUUAUUUGGUUUCUUUUCAUUUGACCUGAACUCGACCACUUCGAGUGGCCGUAUAUAUCAACGAUGUAAAGUGUGAAAAGUUCAUUUUAAAUCCGUUUAAUCACUCAACUUGCUGACGUCGGUGAACUAAACUAAAAUAGCUCAACACUCUGGGAAAUGUACUCAACAAAUGUGUUUUUUUUCUGUUGAUAUUUGGUGUUUGAACAGUUUCUGGGUGAUCAGGAGUCAGACCACAAACCACAUUUUCCAGCUGCAGAGAGAACCAGAGCAGCCGUUUCCUUCUUUUUCUGGUGUUUAUAUGAAGCUAAGCUAAGCGGCUUUAGCUGCUGCAUCUAGCUUAGCUUAGUUCAGACGUCAAGUCGGUCUGCAUCUUUUCUUAUCGGUUCCUUUUAUCAGACUUAAGUCCUGAUUACGCCACAACCUUCUGAGAACCGAGGGGGAAAAGAAUCUUUCAAUUUCUGUUUGUGAUUUCCUGCCUUUUUUGAGCUAAAAAAGAAUUUGCAAUUUAAAAUUUUAUAAAAACAUUUUAAUUUUAGAGACAACAGAACAGUUUGACCCCAAAACAAACAAAACAGCGACACUUCAAAAACAAAACAGGAACAAGAAAACAAGAGCAUCAUUCCAUUUUCUAAUGAAACGCAAUGAAAUGGCAAUAGUUUAAAAAAUGAAGAGGUUGAAUGAAACCUUCUAAUAAACAACUAUUUAUUGAUUACAUUAUUUACUUUACAUUCACUGUGUUUGUUUUACACAAAGAAAUGUUCUGAAUGUAAACAAAGAACUAGCAUGCUAGUUAGCUGCUAGUUAACUGAACACAAGAAAACAAGAAAAUAUAUGAUUAGCAUCAGUAAAGCAACGAUGUCUUCAUUUCUGACUGAACUUCUCUGUUUUCCUGUCAUUUAGCUGCCGUCUCCAUUUAGUGUCCGUAUAAAACAAAGUUCCCGUCAUCCCCCCGAUCCUCAGGCACCAUUAGAAAGAUCAGGAUGUCCUCCAUUAAACACGUCAGGAUUUAGUCCGGUAGCUCCAAGGAGUCCAGAUAUCCUCAGAUUAUCAUUCAAAAACAAAUGUCCAGUCCAGAGGACAUCAAUGUUCUCAGGAGGAUACAGUAAGCCGACUCCAAUAAAAUAUUAACUCUGCAGAUUUGUGGGUGAAACUUCCCAGAAUUAAACCUGACUUGAAAAAGACGCUACCAGAAGAUCUCAGUUUGAUGGUCUACCACAUGAAGGAGUCACAGUUUAUUUCUCUGGUUGACGGUGAGUUCUGUCAGAUGAAAGCUCCAGAAAAGUCAACAAAGUCCAGACUGUUCUGGUAAAACAGCAGCGUUGCUUCGGUUCGUUGUAAAUUUGUGUCUCUAAAAAGCCAAACCGUUCUGCGGUCGUUGUAGAAGACAGACUGCUGGUUUUAUUAAAACUACAGAAACUGGUCUUUCUGCUAGAUGUUGGAAGACGUUUUAUUGUUCGUUUUGUAGUUUCCAUCUAGGAUUCUUUGGCUUUAAACACCUACUUUCCCUCUGAUAUUUCACCUUUUGUGUUAUUUUUCCUGCCUGAAGCCCCGUUUCUCUGUCUCAUGCCAAACAAAACUAACGUUUAAACUGAUCAAAUGCAGACGACAUCCGUCCUCUCCGGUAACUUCAUUCCUCCUGAUCGCCACAUUAAGAACCUGUUUAUUCGGUUGAUUGUUCAGCUGCAAUAUUCUACUUUUGUCAUUUAAAGGCCAAAGUUUUCCAUGUUUCAGCUGAUAUCCAUCAGAAAUGUUGUCAUGUUCAAAUACUCUGAGUGGAACUUGUUAUUAACUGCAUCUGGGAAAAAAAUGAGAAUAUUUUUGUACAUUUUCUGAUAAUUUGCACUUUGGUGUUUGCUCUGCUUGUUUCAUUUCUUUAUUCGAUGAAUUUCUACACUGGAGGUUGAAAGUAGAGGAAACUACUUUUGUUUCUGUGACAUGAAUGAGUUUGGCUUUCUAUAAAUUCACUGUUUACUCAAAUAAAAUAUAUGCUGUGA
This is a messenger RNA of Acanthochromis polyacanthus (spiny chromis), 10277 nucleotides long. It is a transcript of the gene slc25a14, whose product is annotated as solute carrier family 25 member 14. The transcript has 8 exons. Gene Ontology annotation, cellular component: mitochondrial membrane. NCBI's taxonomy places the organism in Eukaryota, Metazoa, Chordata, Actinopteri, Pomacentridae. Gene Ontology annotation, biological process: mitochondrial transport. Bases 347 to 1435 code for a protein of 362 amino acids. The record is from RefSeq and is a predicted model, not a curated record.